This is a messenger RNA of Alligator mississippiensis (American alligator), 4468 nucleotides long. It is a transcript of the gene STAC3, whose product is annotated as SH3 and cysteine rich domain 3. Bases 705 to 1808 code for a protein of 367 amino acids. Gene Ontology annotation, cellular component: extrinsic component of cytoplasmic side of plasma membrane. The transcript is spliced from 11 exons. Gene Ontology annotation, molecular function: protein binding. The record is from RefSeq and is a predicted model, not a curated record. Lineage: Eukaryota; Metazoa; Chordata; Crocodylia; Alligatoridae. Gene Ontology annotation, biological process: skeletal muscle contraction; positive regulation of voltage-gated calcium channel activity; positive regulation of protein localization to plasma membrane.
GUUUGACACCCUGCCCCCCUCCCCCCAUGCAAGGAGGGCAAGGGGGUGUGACCCCCAUCCAUGGGGUUAUGAUCUCAUGACCCCCCCCCCCCAAGAUGACAUAUGUCAUGGGCUGGGCCCUGGCUGUGCCCCCCCCCCCAUGGGGCAGUCCCCCAAGCUGUGCCCUGGCCCCCAUGAGCGUGGCCAGCCCCCGCCCAGCUCGGGUUUCGCUGUCAUGCGGGCGCAGCUGUCCUGGCCCAUCCGCGGGCACCGCCUGGAGCUGGAGUGAGAGGCCCCUGCCCAGCCCGGCCACAGUGUGAGUGCCCCCUGCACCCCAGAGCCCCUGCACCCCUCCCCGUCACCCCCCUCGGCCUUACGAGAGCUGCGGGGGCCCCAGGGGUCUGCUGUCUGUCCCUGGGGGUGGGAGAGGCCCAUGGGGGGGGCCAGCUCUGGCGCUUUCCUUGUACAAGCGUCUGGGAGAGCUGGCGGGGAGACCCAAAGGUGGGCACAUUGCAGGGGGGGGGCAGUGACACUAUCCCCCAGAGGGGGGAGCCCCUGCAGCCCUGGCAGUGCCUCUCCUGCCCCCCAGCCCCAGCCAUGCCCCGCACUUCUGACCCGCAGCCCCCGAACAGUGGGACUGGGACUGGGGGGCCAGGUAGAUCUUGGGAGUGGGGGGCACAAGAGCAAGGGAGCCAGAGCCGUGACCCCUACCCUGCCUUGGCAGUAUGACGGAGAAGGAAGCACUGGAGCCACCGGCCUCACCGGGAGAGAUGGCCGAGGGCCAGAUCCAGCGGCUCCGGCACCUCUUCCAGCGCAAGGCCCCGGAGCCGCCGCCUGAGACGCCCGAGCCGCAGCCCGAGAACGGGGCCCUGGUGAGCCCCUCGGGGGGGCCCCUCUACUACAUCUACGAGGAGGAGGAAGAGGAGGAGGAGGAGCCCGAGCCGCCCCCGGAGCUACCGCCGCCCGUCAAUGACAAGCCCCACAAGUUCAAGGAGCAUUACUUCAAGAAGCCCAAGUUCUGCGACGUCUGUGCCCGCAUGAUUGUCCUGAACAACAAGUUUGGGCUGCGGUGCAAGAACUGCAAGACCAGCAUCCACCAGCACUGCCAGUCCUACACCAAGAUGCAGCGCUGCUUCGGCAAGAUCCCGCCCGGCUUCCGGCGGGCCUACAGCUCGCCCCUGUACAGCGACCAGCAGUACGCCUGCGUCAAGGAGCUGCUCUCCGCCACCAACCGGAGUGACCCCGUGUUCGAGACCCUGCGCACAGGCGUCAUCAUGGCCAACAAGGAGCGCAAGAAGGGCCAAGAGGAGAAGAAGAACCCCCUGGCGGCCAUGAUGGAGGAGGAGCAGGAGCCGCCCAAGCCAGAGGGGGACAAGGCAGAGGGAGGGAACCCUGAGGGCGACAAGAAGGCAGAAAAGAGCACCCCUGAUGACAAGAGCAAGAAGCCGCAGGCCGGGGUGCGCGGGGGCUUCGGGCAGUCCCACUACUUUGUGGCCCUCUAUCGCUUCAAGGCACUGGAGAAAGAUGACCUGGAUUUCCCCCCCGGGGAGAAGAUCACUGUCAUCGACGACUCCAACGAGGAGUGGUGGAGGGGCAAGAUUGGCGAGAAGGUUGGCUACUUCCCCACCAACUACAUCAUCCGGGUGCGGGUGGGUGAGCGUGUGCUCAAGGUGACCCGCUCCUUUGUGGGCAACCGCGAGAUUGGGCAGAUCACCCUCAAGAAGGACCAGAUCGUGGUGCAGAAGGGCGAGGAGCUGAACGGCUACAUCAAGGUGUACACGGGGCGCAAAGUCGGGCUCUUCCCCGCUGACUUCCUGCAGGAGAUCUGAGUCCCCCAUGCCGGACGGGGGCCAUGCGUGCUGGGCAUGGACUCCCCCCCUCCCAACCCCCCCCGGCACUGGGGGCAGAGGCAGCUAGAACCACCCCCCUCCCCAGCCCCAGGUGCCCCCAAGAUGUCCCUCCCAAGACUCCUGGCUUUGCUGGCAGGCCCCAGAUCCGCCCUUCCCCCCUCAGGGCCCCAUGCUAUGUGGGACUGGGGGGCUGAGUGGGUGUGUGGGGGGGGUCUGGGCUCUGGUGCUGGGGGACUGAUCCUGUAACACUUGAGCAAUAUAUAUCUGGUCCCAGCCUGGCCUCUCUGGUGGUGCAGGGGUGGGGGGCACAGGCCCAUAUGGGGGGGCCCAGACUCGCACAGAGGGUGAGGGGCUGUCCCCCCCCCUUGCAGGGCAUUAAGCCAAGGGCAGUGCCAGGUGUGUGGGGGGCAGUGUUAGCCCCCCCAUGCAGUUGCAGCCCCCCACUGAUCCCCUCCCUUCCAGCCCUCUGUUGGGGGUCUGCCCCUGCCAAGUCCUGGCACCCCAGGAGCAAAGCCUUGCUGACCUUGCCCCCCCCCAAGGCCUGGGGUGACCUGAGGCGGGUGUCGGAGCUGAGUGCAGUUUAAAGCUCUGGCCACUGGGUGGCAGCAGGAGACUGCAAGUGCCGCCCCCCCCCAGCUCCAGGGAGGAGCCUGUUGGGGGGUGGGGGGGGGUCUCUGGGUGGUGGGGAGUUUCCAGGGAGCCCAGUUCUGCUCUUCCCCUUGCUUUAGGGCCAACCUCUGCCCAAUGGGGCCCAGGGGUCAUGACCCCUCUGCUCCCCCCCCAGCUGGGACCUAGGGAAAUCCCCCCAGGGGCUGCAGGGAGCACAGGGGUGAAGUGGGGGGGCCCCAGGGGGCUGGUCCCAGGGUUUGUGCAGGCCUUACCAACACAGUCCAGUUGGGCUGAGACCCCCAAACUCAUCACAUGUGAGUCCUUGUCUUCAGCCAGUGCCACCCUCCCCACAGAGCCUGACUGCAGUCACCCCCUCUCCCCCCCCACAACUUUAAUCUCCCAGCAAUCAGGAGCUAAUUCAGUUAGUAGCUGGGCCUGGCACUGAUUGUGUGUGUGUGUGAGAGAGAGCAAGCAAGCAUUUGGGGGGGGGGGCUCUGGACAGGGCAGGACCCCAACAUCCCUAUGCCAGGGCACCUGGGGGAGGUAGGGUCCUGGCAGUGCCCCUGGGAGCCCGGACACUUGGGUUCUGUGCCGGGCCGCGGAAGGCAGAAGGGUUUCGGGUCAGGAGCCCCGGGGGUAGGCGUUGGAAGGAAGGAGCUGGCGCUAAUUGCUAUUCCCAACUUUGGGGGGCCAGCUGGAUGCACGUGUGCACGUGUGUGCACGCACGCACAUGUGCAGGGGGUCCCAGCCCCCCCAGCAGCCGGGCUGCUUUCCGGCUCCCAGCUCGGCCCGGCUGCGGGCUUUGAUUUCUCGAUGCUUUGAGCCUCCGGGCUGGGUAAUUGGAGGCGACGGGCACUUGAAAGCAGCGCCGCUCGGCACAUCUAUAAUGCAGGGUGCCGUCGCCCCUCGUUAGCACCGGCUCAUCCCAGCCCCGGGGCCAGGGGCCCCCUCCGGGCAGGCCCCACAGCGCAGGGCCCGACUCCCGGCUGCCUCAGGGACUGUGGCCUAGAUCUGAGCUGGGCUCUGCCCUGAAGCUGGGGCAUCUGCCCCCCUCAGCCCAGCCUGUGGGAUUGGGGCAGGAAGGCGUAUGCCAUUUGCUCCCAGGCAGCCCCCCCAGUAUCCCAGGGGGCCGUGUGCGGGGAGCGAGGCCUGGAGUCAGGCUCCCAUCCAUGCCUUGGCUUGGUCUAUUCCUGCUUAGCGCGACCCUGGAGCAUCUCCCCUGCAUCAAGGAGCUGCUCUGGAGCUCGGCAACCGGUUGCUAAGGGUGGUUGUUGGGGGAGAGGGGAGCCCCCCUGGCUGUAAUGAGGCCUGUAACGAGGCUUGUCAGGCUGAUUCGCACCUGAGUGGCUCCCACGGCUGCUACGGUCAGGCCAGAUGCAACCAGAUUCACCCCCCCCCCCAAAAAAAUCCCACCCCCCCAUGCUCCCCUCCCCCCACAACUGGGCCCUGAGGUGGGAGGGGGCAGGGGCAGCUGAUGUGGGGGGAGGCUUCUGGGAACCGCGGUGACAUGCCACGGCAACAAGAUGCCACAGCAAUGGACACUGCUGGGAGCCAUGGCAACCGCCGCACAGCAACCAGGAUGCUGGGGUGGUGGCAGGGACCACGGCCACCUAGUCCGCCGGGUGCCAUGGUGACGGAUAGAUGCGGCUAGGGGCCACGGUGGUGGAAGCCACUGGCACCCGGUGAGGGCAUGGGCAGGGUCAGGCACUGCAGCACGUGGCCACGGGACCUCCGGUGACCACCGGGGGUGUCUGUGGGCACCGUGCCCCCCAGUGCCUGGCUCUGACCCCCCAAAGUCUGCCCCCGGGCCCAGCUCAGAGGCUGCAGGAGGGAGAAGGGCAUCUCAUAGGUGGGGGGCAAACAGCCGCUGCCACUGGGGGUGGGGGGCAGAAGAGAGUGGCCAGAAGGCAGCAAAGGCAAAUAAAAAGCCGCUAUGCAAAUAUUUUCAUUUACAUAUGCAAACAUGCAAAUCAGGCCGCCGCCUCCUCGGCGCCAGGUGCCCGGCGGGGACGUGCCAGGCUGGCGGCUGC